Gavia stellata (red-throated loon) is the source of this 1985-nucleotide messenger RNA. RefSeq names its product glycosylphosphatidylinositol anchor attachment 1 (gene GPAA1). The transcript has 12 exons. Gene Ontology annotation, biological process: attachment of GPI anchor to protein. Gene Ontology annotation, cellular component: GPI-anchor transamidase complex; membrane. The record is from RefSeq and is a predicted model, not a curated record. NCBI's taxonomy places the organism in Eukaryota, Metazoa, Chordata, Aves, Gaviiformes, Gaviidae. The coding region runs from base 1 to 1908 and encodes 635 amino acids.
AUGGGGCUGCUGUCAGACCCCCACUGCCGGCGGGCGCUCUCCCGCCUCGUCCUGCGCCUCAACACCCCGCUCUGCGCCCUGAGCUACGUGGCGGGGCUGGGCUGGUUCCUGGCCCUGGCCUUCCAGCCCCUCGCGCCCCGCACCUACAUGUCGGAGAACGCCAUGGGCUCCACCAUGGUGGAGGAGCAGUUCCUCUUCGGCGAGAGGGCCCUCUCCUACGCCCGGGAGUUCGCCGGCCACAAGAAGAAAGCGGGCGGCAUGCCGGUGGCCUGGCUGGAGAAGACCAUGUGGAACCUGGGGCUGGAGGUGCACAGCCAGCCCUUCUCCCGCACGCUGCCCUUCCCCGACGAGACCCGCGAGCGAUACAUGGUGAAGGGCACGAACGUGUACGGCAUCCUGCGGGCGCCGCGCGCCGCCAGCACCGAGUCGCUGGUGCUGAGCGUGCCCUGCAGCGAGGGGCCCCACAACAACCAGGCCGUGGGGCUGAUGCUGGCCCUCGCCUCCUACUUCCGAGGCCAGAUCUACUGGGCGAAGGACAUCAUCUUCCUGGUGAACGAGCACGACCUCCUGGGCAUGGAGGCCUGGCUGGAGGCCUACCACGACGUCAACGUCACCGAGGUGCAGUCCUCGGGGACGCUGGGCCGGGCGGGGGCCAUCCAGGCGGCCAUCUCGCUGGAGCUGAGCAGUGACGUGGUCACCAGCUUCGACGUGGCGGUGGAGGGGCUGAACGGGCAACUGCCCAACCUCGACCUGCUCAACCUCUUCCAUGCCUUCUGCCAGAAGAACGGCCUGCUCUGCACCAUCCAGGGGAAGCUGCAGCGCUCGGACUGGGACUCGCUGCCCGCCUACGCCCACAGCCUGCAGACGCUGCUGCUGAUGGUGCUGGGCCAGGCCUCGGGGCGGCCCCGCGGCGACCACGGCCUCUUCCUCCGCUACCGCAUCGAGGCCAUCACCCUCCGCGGCAUCAACAGCUUCCGACAGUACAAGUACGACAUGACCACCGUCGGCAAGACGCUGGAGGGGAUGUUCCGGAAGCUCAACAACCUGCUGGAGCGGCUGCACCAGUCCUACUUCUUCUACCUGCUGCCCUCCCUGUCCCGCUUCGUCUCCAUCGGCGUCUACAUGCCGGCCUUCGGCUUCCUCAUCCUCGUCCUCGUCCUCAAGGCCCUGGACCUCUGGAUGAAGCUGAGCAAGUGCGAGACGGGCAGCGCCGAGUCGGGGCCCUUCCCCUCCCCUUCCCCUCCCCACGGACCCCCCCUCCGGUCCCGCCGUCCUCACCCUCCCGGCUUUCCGCAGGAGUCCCGGCCUGGCCUGCUGGCGCUGGUACCGCCGCUGCUCAUCUGCCACGCCGCCGGCCUCGCCCUCUACUUCUUGCCGGUGCUGGGACAGCGCGUGGCCACCCAGCACUUCCCCGUCUCCGAGUCGGAGGCCGUGGUCCUCACCGUCAUUGCCAUCUACGUGGCCGGCAUGGCCCUGCCCCACAGCACCCACAGGGUGCUGACGGGCGGCGGCAGCGACCGGGGCUGGAUGACGCUGAAGCUGCUGGCGCUGCUGUACCUGGCGGUGCAGCUGGGCUGCCUCGCCCUCCUCAACUUCUCCCUCGGCUUCCUCCUGGCCGCCACCAUGGUGCCCGCCGCCGCCGCCGUCCAGCCCACCGGCCCCAGGGUGCUGCUGGCGGCACUGCUGGUUCUGUCGACGCCGGCCGUCACGCUGCUGCUGGGCAUCUUCCUGCAGCGGGAGCUGGUGGAGGCGCCGGCGGCGGCGGCGGAGGGCUGGCAGCUCUUCCUGGCGGCCGUGGCCGAGGGGCUGCUGCAGCACCACCUCUAUGGCUCCUUCCUCUUCCCCUUCCUCGCCCUCGGCGCCUAUCCUUGCUGGCUGCUGCUCUGGAACGUUCUCUUCUGGAAGUGAGGGGCCCCGCGGACCCCCAAACGUGGAGGGACCCACGGAGGGACCCACGGGGGGCCCUGGGGAGGGACCCACGGAGG